This is a messenger RNA of Trichosurus vulpecula (common brushtail), 731 nucleotides long. RefSeq names its product 60S ribosomal protein L15-like. The transcript has a single exon. Gene Ontology annotation, biological process: cytoplasmic translation. Bases 61 to 675 code for a protein of 204 amino acids. NCBI's taxonomy places the organism in Eukaryota, Metazoa, Chordata, Mammalia, Diprotodontia, Phalangeridae. The record is from RefSeq and is a predicted model, not a curated record. Gene Ontology annotation, cellular component: cytosolic large ribosomal subunit; ribosome. Gene Ontology annotation, molecular function: RNA binding; structural constituent of ribosome.
AUAAGAGACUCUUCCUUUCCGGUCGGCGGCAGCCAUCAGGCAGGAUAGGCGUGAGCCAGGAUGGGGGCAUACAAGUACAUUCAGGAGCUGUGGAGGAAGAAGCAGUCGGAUGUCAUGCGGUUCCUGCUGCGCGUGCGCUGCUGGCAGUACCGCCAGCUAUCAGCGCUGCAUCGCGCGCCCCGGCCCACCAGACCCGACAAAGCCCGCAGGCUGGGCCACAAGGCCAAGCAAGGUUAUGUCAUCUACCGUAUCCGAGUUCGCCGUGGUGGCCGGAAGCGUCCAGUUCCCAAGGGUGCAACCUACGGUAAACCCGUGCAUCAUGGCGUCAAUCAGCUGAAGUUUGCCAGGAGCCUUCAGUCUGUAGCAGAAGAACGUGCUGGCCGCCACUGUGGGGCCCUGAGAGUCUUGAACUCAUACUGGGUGGGUGAAGAUUCAACCUACAAAUUCUUUGAGGUUAUUCUUAUUGACCCAUUCCAUAAAGCUAUCAGACGAAACCCCGACACUCAAUGGAUCACCAAGCCAGUGCACAAACACAGAGAGAUGCGGGGGCUUACCUCAGCUGGCCGAAAGAGCCGGGGUCUUGGAAAGGGUCACAAAUUCCACCAUACCAUUGGAGGUUCUCGUCGUGCUGCUUGGAGAAGGCGCAAUACUCUCCAACUACAUCGAUACCGCUAAUUGGUGCACAUUAAUUUGUAAACUUAAGUGUUUAAUAAAUGACAUUUGUGACAAAA